CGGUGCGCACGCGGCAUUUAAUUGCGCUCUGAACAAUGGACAAGCAUCCGAGUGGAGAAAACCUAGACGUGUGAGGGGGUGUAUUUCGAGAGAAUUUCAUAUAGGCUACUGCAGUGUAGGCCUACAAAAUAGACAAUUCGGUCACGGAAGUUUAUUUUGUAUUUUUUUACAGUACAUUACACAUUUACUUUGUUUAGCAAUGCAUUAUACAAAUGUUGGACCUUUUUGCGAAUGUCUUCCAUUUCAGGGCUGGUGGUGGUACUGCUAAUAGUACUCCAGUGGGCAGGACGAGGCCUCCCUUCUCCUGUCAGGCCCAUCUGUGACCCCCGCGUUCUGGACCGCUUCAUCAUGGAGGCCCGUGACACAGAGACCGCUCUGCGAGGUUGUGCCAUGACAGGUACAUUUGUGGUUCCUCUGACAAACGUUGACUUUGUGGUCUUGGAGACAAAGGAUACUGGGGAGCAGGCUCUGGAGGUCCAGUCGGGGCUGUCUCUGUUAGGCCAGGCCCUGGGUGCUGUGAGGGAGUCAGUGAGCCGUGCUGCCGUGCAGAGCCUCAUCGACAACAACAAGAGCAACAUCCACAGCCUGAGCCAGGUGCUGCGCAGCCUCCACAUCCAGGACCUGUCCCUCUCUCCAGUGCCAGCAGUAGGUGACUCAGCGACCAGGAAGGUGUCGUCCCUAUCCGAGCUGCUCCGUGUCCACACCAACUUCCUACGAGGAAAGGUUCGCCUGCUGCUCACCAACGCACCUGCCUGUCAACAGAACAGCACGUGAUUAGAGCUUUCCCUGAAGGCAGAGGCUGUUAUUGGACCGUUGUUUAGAGAGAGGAUGAGGUCGUUGGACCUCUACUGAAAUCUCUGAAUGGACUUCAAGUAUGGAAUGCGUAGACAAGGUGAUUGUUGACUGGAUAGAAACUGCUGCGAAAGUCAGUUGAUGUGGGUGGAACUGAUGAGAAAACAACAUGAAUGAGUGAGAGAGAAAAAACGGGACUUCUACAACUCAUUGACCUCAUCGGUUCCUAGUACUACCUACCAGUACCGCCAAUGAGCUCUGAUGCAUGCAGCGGAAAAAGCUACAGACAGUACCCACUGGGCACAGACGUCAAUUCAAUGUCUAUUCCACAUUGGUUCAACCUAAUUUCAUUGAAAUGACGUGGAAAUAACAUUGAUUCAACCAGUUUGUGUCCAGUGGGUACAGAUCAUAUGAGAAGAUGAUCUAUAAAGUCCUAAAUCCAAGGAUUAGA
Molecule: messenger RNA, 1243 nt
Organism: Coregonus clupeaformis (lake whitefish)
Lineage: Eukaryota; Metazoa; Chordata; Actinopteri; Salmoniformes; Salmonidae
Product: erythropoietin-like
Exons: 5
Coding region: 232-774 (180 amino acids)
Biological process (GO): nucleate erythrocyte development
Cellular component (GO): extracellular region
Molecular function (GO): hormone activity; cytokine activity; erythropoietin receptor binding
Source: RefSeq, a predicted model, not a curated record